Molecule: messenger RNA, 1074 nt
Organism: Arctia plantaginis
Lineage: Eukaryota; Metazoa; Arthropoda; Insecta; Lepidoptera; Erebidae
Source: the annotation of a GenBank genome assembly
AUGUGGCUUUCUCUGCCGGCCAUUCUAGAUCAACUUGAAAUAUUGGACUACAAUAAUUUCUCACAUAGAGUUAAGAUGAACACAAGCAGCCAAGGAUAUAAAAUAAAAGAGAAUGCCACAGAUCACAGUGAUGGGGGGAAAGUCAAAUCUACGCCAAUCGCCAUGGUGGCUCCUGAGUUGAAACAAAACCCUGAUGCCAAUACAGGAAUCACCAAAACAUGUGCAGUCCUCGGAUGUGAAGACUUUAAAAAUCUAGAACCUGAAUCAUUUUUUAGAUUUCCAGAAGAUUCAGGCCUACGUCAAAUAUGGACAGACCUGACAGGGCGCAACAACUGGACACCCACAGACUACUCCUAUAUAUGUUUGCAACAUUUCUCGGUGGAUUGCUUCAAGGUCAAUGAGGAUGAUGAAAUGGUUCUCGUGGAUAAGGCAAUACCUUCUCUCAAGUUGCCUAGACAUGUUUUAGAAGUGGAAUAUAUAGACGAAGAGACGCUGGACAAUGAAGAAUAUGAUGAAAACAUGACCACAGAUGAAGACGAAGAAAAACAGACCGCCCCACCAGACAUUCAUGUACCUAAGAAAGAACUAGACAAUAUUGAACUGCUCAAACUAUUCUCUGAAGUCCAAAGAUUACAGAGACAAGCGGUGGCUUUGAAAGAGAAACUAAAAUACAAUAUGAAAGUCCAUAAUAGACAAAAUAGAUUUCUAAAAAGAAUAAAAGAAAUUAUAGAAAUGAAAAAAAAGAUUUUAAAUCAGAAACGGAAGAAAAAGUGCAGGAUUUUACUAUCGUUGCAGGAUAAAAUUAAAGAAGAUACUUCAGGAUUAGUUUUAGCUAUGCCGAUGCGUCAAACAGACGAUUUAAAAAAUUUCGCUUUGAGCAUCUAUAAAUACUCGCCUCAGGCGUACAUUUAUAUAAGGAACACAUUAAGGACAAUACUGCCUAGUACGGAGGUGUUGGACUCGUGGAUCACUGCUGGCUACCAGCCUAGGAAUGUUAUAUCUAAUAGUAAUUUGAUCAAAGUGGUAGCAGAACAGACAGAGACGCAACUAUCCUGUAAAGUUAUGAUAGGCUAA